Messenger RNA from Saprolegnia diclina VS20, 1644 nucleotides. RefSeq lists its product as hypothetical. The coding region runs from base 1 to 1599 and encodes 532 amino acids. The record is from RefSeq and is a predicted model, not a curated record. The transcript has 14 exons. Lineage: Eukaryota; Oomycota; Saprolegniomycetes; Saprolegniales; Saprolegniaceae.
AUGAGCCAGCUCGCGCUGCGGGCGCAGAAUGACUACAUCUUCAACCUCCAAGUUCAGAUGGACAAGUACGCGCGCCUCAUUAGCUCUGUGAACGUUCGCAUCAAGUCGCUCGAAGACGAGUACAAGACGGUGCAGCAAAAGGUCGCACAGCUUCGCCUCAAGCGAAACGAAGGCGACCAGCGCGGCGGAGGCAUCAACGCUGUCAAGUCCAUGAUCAUGUGCGAAAACCGAGAGGUUGGGAAGCUCGAGAACCGCCUCGCGGCCUGUCGAACGCGUGAGAGCAAGCUCGUGGCGACCAACACGGAGCUCAAAAAGAAAAUUGAUGCCCUCCGCGCCAAUCGACUCUUUAGCCAAACCGUGUUCGAAAAGAACCAAAAACGACUUCGCGACAUUCAGCGCCAAAUGCAAGAGACGUUCAAGGUCUCGACGGCCAUCAUGGGCGAGCGUGACAAGGUCAUCGCCCAAGCGCACUCGCUCGCAAGUGUCAACAUGGAAGAGCAAGAAGCCUUUGACGAUAUUUACCAAAACCUGGCUAUGAUCAUCGCCCGCGAAAAAGAGUCGGCCGAUUCGUUCCGGAAGGAGGCCCUCAAGUCCGAGACACUCGAGACACACGAUGAAAACUACGUACGUGGCAACUACCGCAUCGAAGAGGAGGCCGAAAUGAAGCUCACACUGCACAAACUGGAUGUGGCGCUUCGGGAAGACAAGACUGCGAUUGAGGUCGUCAGUGAACGCCUCAAGCUGCACGAGUCGACGUUCAAGCAGAUCAUGAAGCACACGGGCUGCGACGACUACCACAAGUUGGUCGACAUUUAUACCAAAAAAGAAGAGGAAAAUUUCGCUCUCUUUCGCUACGUGCAGAAUAUCAACAAUGAAAGCGAGCAGCUCGAAGAGCAAACCGCAGCGUUGCAGCGCGAGCAGCAGCGCUAUGCGGACGAACUCAAGGAAGGCAGCGCCAACAUGCGCAAGCGGCUCAUCGACAGCUUGGAAGAAACCCGUCAAAAAAUUCUCAAGGAAAACGUCGAAUACGAGCGUCUGCGCCAAAAUGCCCAGCGCGAGUUUGGGCCGAUCGCGCGCGCUGUCGACAAGCUCUACAACUCGCUUGGCUGCAACGAAAUGGCGCCGCCAUCCGCCAACUCAGUCAACGCGGUCUCGGGCAAAAACGACGACCAGAAUGCCAUGGCGAUUCGCAUGAGCUCGAUGAACGACUUGUUGGCGGCCCACGGGAUCACCGAAGGCAACAUUCUCCAAUUUCUUGCGAUCAUUGAACAACGGAGCAACGACUUGCUGGAGCAAUUUACCCGCCGCCUGCAGCACAAGAACCCGCAAAACCUCGCCACGACGUCGCUCGGGGCGCACUUGCAGCCGAGCGACCCGAACCGCGCCAACGGCUUGCACCUCAAUUUCAAUCUCAACCAGGCGCCGCCGCACUUGAUCGAGGGCAAUUCCGAAUUUGAGAACAACAGCGACGAGGACGACGGCCUCGUGCCCGUCUCUACCAGCGACCUACAACGCAAGGCCGCCAAGAGCCUCUCGGGCCAGAUGCAGGUCAACACCAAGUUUUCGCCCGGCAAAAACAAAAACAAGAAGCGCAAAUAGCGCGUUCAUAGCAUGUUGCUAAUACACUGCAGAAUUCCUACGUGC